AUGCUCCACAUCCUUAACACAAGGCUAAAGGCUUACCUCUCGAACCAAAUUGCACCAGAACAAGCUGAAUUCGUGAAGGGAAGAGUCAUGUGGGAGCAGAUAGUCAUAUUACGGCAGAUCAUAGAGAAAUCAAGGGAGCUCAACACACUACACUUUAUUGGAUUUGUCAACUUUCGAAAGGCAUUCGAUGCGGUCACAUGGGAGUGUCUAUGGAAAGUACUAUUGGUUAUGGGAGUCCCGCAGCAAUUUGUCUUUGACUUGAGGAGUUUAUACGAGGAUGGCACUGCUGCAGUGCGGGUGGAUGACGUCCUCUCAGAUGCUUUCAAGUCUGAGUCCGUUGUUCAAAAGAGGUCUAUAUUGUCACCGUUGUUCUUUAACACCUAUUUCGUGUACAUCAUGAGAAUAGCUGUUGUGGAAGGUUGGGAUAAAGGUGUUUCGGCUGGAUGA
This is a messenger RNA of Bombyx mori (domestic silkworm), 447 nucleotides long. RefSeq lists its product as uncharacterized. The coding region runs from base 1 to 447 and encodes 148 amino acids. The record is from RefSeq and is a predicted model, not a curated record. NCBI's taxonomy places the organism in Eukaryota, Metazoa, Arthropoda, Insecta, Lepidoptera, Bombycidae. The transcript has a single exon.